This is a messenger RNA of Eurypyga helias (sunbittern), 1923 nucleotides long. It is a transcript of the gene ASB2, whose product is annotated as ankyrin repeat and SOCS box containing 2. Gene Ontology annotation, biological process: intracellular signal transduction. Gene Ontology annotation, molecular function: protein binding. NCBI's taxonomy places the organism in Eukaryota, Metazoa, Chordata, Aves, Eurypygiformes, Eurypygidae. The record is from RefSeq and is a predicted model, not a curated record.
AUGGCUACAACAGCAGCAAAUACUCAAAGACAGACAAUAGGCUGUGAGGAAUACAGUCUGUACAGCAGCUUGAGUGAAGAUGAGCUUAUAAAGAUGGCCAUCCAGCAGAGCCUGCAAGAGGACCCUGUGGGCCAGGCAGCUGCCCACCAGAAGUCGAUGGUGGCAGGUCCGGGCGAGAGCGCCAGCAGCCACAACCCGCCCUACCGCCUCUACCCUUGGCAAAGAUUGGCGGCCCAGCCCAGAGGUCAUGCUCAGACGUCCAGCUUGGGGGCAGCCUCGGGGGUCAGGCGAAGGUACGACGGCAGCCUGUUCAGCACAUCCCAGCCCGUAGAACUUGACCCUGUAGUGGCAGCAAUCAAAGAUGGAGAUGAAAAAGCAGUAUGCAACAUGAUGAAAUCAGGAAAAAACCUUUCUGAACCUAAUAGAGACGGCUGGAUCCCCCUCCAUGAAGCUGCAUACUAUGGCCAAGUGGGUUGCCUGAGCCUGUUGCAAAAAGCGUACCCCGGCACAAUUGACCAGCGCACGCUCAAUGAGGAGACGGCUCUCUACUUGGCCACCAGCCGGGGCAACCUGGACUGCCUGCUCAGCCUGCUGCAGGCUGGGGCCGAGCCCGACAUCUCCAACAAGGCCAGAGAAACUCCGCUCUACAAAGCCUGUGAGCGCAAGAACGCAGAGGCCGCAAGACUCCUGAUACAGUAUAAUGCUGACACCAACCAUCGUUGCAAUCGAGGAUGGACUGCUCUCCAUGAGGCUGUGUCCCGAAAUGACCUGGAGAUUAUUGAUAUCCUUGUGAAAGGGGGUGCCAAGAUCGAGUCUGCAAAUACCUAUGGGAUCACAUCUUUAUUUGUGGCAGCUGAGAGUGGACAGUUGGAAGCUUUGAGAUACCUGGCAAAAUGUGGUGCUGAUAUAAAUACUCAAGCCAGUGAUAAUGCCUCUGCUCUUUAUGAAGCCUGUAAAAAUGGACAUGUACCUAUUGUGGAAUUUCUGUUGUCCCAAGGAGCAGAUGCUAACAAAGCCAAUAAGGAUGGCCUGUUACCACUUCACAUAGCAGCCAAAAAAGGAAUUUGCCAGAUUGUCUCCAUGCUGAUCCCUGUGACUAGCCGCACCCGCGUCAAGCGCAGUGGCAUCAGCCCCCUGCAUUUAGCAGCCGAACGCAACAACGAUGACAUCUUGGAAGAGCUGAUCGAUGCUGGCUAUGAUGUCAACACUGCCCUCUCUAACGAACGGUCCUGCCUCUACGAGGACAGACGCACUACCCCCCUCUAUUUUGCUGUUUAUAACAACAACAUCUAUGCCACAGAGCUCCUGCUGCAAGCCGGAGCCAAUCCCAAUGUUGACCUCAUCAACCCAUUACUCAUCUCCAUCCGCCACGGCUGCCUGAAGACCAUGAAGCUGCUCCUUGACCAUGGAGCAAACAUUGAUGCCUAUAUAUCAAGCCAUCCUACGGCAUUUCCGGCUACCAUCAUGUUUUCAAUGAAGUACCUUUCUGUGCUGAAGUAUCUCCUCGAUCUGGGCUGUGAUGCAGGCUCCUGUUUUGAGUGUCAGUAUGGAAACGGCCCACACCCUGCAUUAAAUUACAGACGAGAUAGACUUAAUGACCCUCAGGUGUCCAAGGAGCCAUCCAUAGUACAGUUUUGUGAAAUGGUGUCUACUCCAGAGAUAAGUCGCUGGGCUGGGCCGAUCAUCGAUGUUCUCCUGGAUUAUGUGGGUAACGUGCAGCUAUGUUCCCGGCUCAAGGAGCACAUUGACAGCUAUGAGGACUGGGCUGUCAUUAAAGAAAAAGCAGAGCCCCCACGACCUCUUUCCCAUCUUUGCCGCAUCAAGGUACGAAGCCUGGUUGGGAGAAACCGCAUUAAACUUCUUGACACCUUGCCUCUCCCAGACAGACUGAUCCGAUACUUGCAGCAUGAUUACACACAGUGA